GGCAUGGCAGAAAUCUCAUGACUGAGUCCCCGCCUCCCUGUACUGGUGGAAGGCGUCUGCAGCAGCAUUUAAAUUCCGCAGGCCCGGGCUGUCAGCAGCAGCAAGAGGUGGCAGGAGCAGAGCAUCCUCUGGCCCCAGACCCAGCUGCAGCCUUCUCAGCCGGACGCCAGCAGAGGAAAAGUCAUAACCAUGAGAAUUGCCCUGAUCUGUUUUUGCCUCAUUGGCAUCGCCUACUCCCUCCCGGUUAAGCAGGCUGAUUCUGGCAGCUCUGAAGAAAAGCUGCUCUACAAUAAACUCCCAGAAGCUGUGUCAUCGUGGUUAAAACCUGACCCAUCCCAGAAGCAGAAUCUCCUAGAAUCACAGAAUGCUGUUUCCUCUGAAGAGACUGAUGACUUGAAACAAGAGACCCUCCCGAGUAACUCCAAUGAAAGGCACGACCACAUGGACGACGUGGACGAUGACGAUGACGGAGACCAGGACUCUGUUGACACAGAUGACGAUGAUCAUCCUGAUGAUUCUCACCAUUCCGAUGAGUCUGACCAUUCUGAAGAAUCGGACGAAGAGGUCACUGAUGCUCCCACAAAUAGUCCCGAAACCCCUGUUUUCACUCCCAUUGUCCCCACCAUAGAAACAUAUGAUGAUGGCCGAGGUGACAGUCCAGCUUACGGACUGAGGUCGAGGUCCAAGAAGUUCUCCAUUUCUGAUGCCCAGUACCGUGAUGCUACAGAUGAGGACCUCACCUCUCACGCGGAAAGCCAGGAGUCCAGCGAUGCACACAAGGCCGUCCUUGUUGCCCAGCACCUGAACGUGCCCUCUGACUGGGACAGCCAUGGCAAGGACAGUCAUGAGUCCAGUCAGCUGGAUGAGCAGAAUGUGGAGUCCCACAGCCAAGAGCAGUCCAGAGAGCACAAACGGAAGGCCCGUGAUGACAGCAAUGAGCACUCUGAUGUGAUCGAAAGUCAGGAAGGUGCCAGAGCCAGCCAGGAGCUGCACAGCCACGAAGACCCCAAGAGUAAGCAGGAAGAUGAACACCUGAAAAUGAGCGCUUCUCGUGAAUUAGACAGUGCGUCUUCUGAGGCCAAUUAGAAAGAGAAAAGGAAAUGCAAUUUCUUCGCUUUUAGUAAAAAGAAAAAAAUGCAUUAUAGAGAAUCAAGAAAACAUGAAGUGCUUAUUUAGCAGGUGAAUGUAUAUGUAUGUAGCUUUGGAAAUUAAUGUUUUCAAUCAUUCGUUUAGUUUGUUGCUUCGUGGUAACAUCCUUAUAAUCUAAAAGCUUUAGCAUUUUGUCUGUGUUCUUUCCAUAGAAGAAAUGCAAGCCAUCACUGCAUUCUAAUGUUUGUUAUUCUCUUAUGAAUAGAAACGUAUGUAGAAGCAAACAAACUACUUUUACGCACUUAUUGGAGAGACUAUAACAUUUUAUGUCACCACAGUCUUUUGUUUUUUAAACUAGUGUAUAUUUUGUUGUGAUUAUUUUGUUGGUGUGAAUAAACCUUAAAUCUGAACUAUAAUGAAGA
Fukomys damarensis (Damara mole-rat) is the source of this 1511-nucleotide messenger RNA. RefSeq names its product secreted phosphoprotein 1 (gene Spp1). The record is from RefSeq and is a predicted model, not a curated record. Gene Ontology annotation, biological process: positive regulation of bone resorption; ossification; osteoblast differentiation. Gene Ontology annotation, molecular function: extracellular matrix binding. Lineage: Eukaryota; Metazoa; Chordata; Mammalia; Rodentia; Bathyergidae. The coding region runs from base 190 to 1086 and encodes 298 amino acids. The transcript has 7 exons.